Molecule: messenger RNA, 486 nt
Organism: Phyllotreta striolata
Lineage: Eukaryota; Metazoa; Arthropoda; Insecta; Coleoptera; Chrysomelidae
Source: the annotation of a GenBank genome assembly
AUGGAAAACCCGAGUCGCAAAAAACUGAAGUAUUUCGUUAAACAAAAGUACACGAGAGAACAGAAAAUCGUCGCCAGCGUCUGGUUCCACGAAAGACAUUACACCGGCAUGACCUACGAGCAGUUAAAAAUCAACUUCCAGGAGAGGUUCAAGUCGAGGCCGCCGACUCGCGGUCUCAUUUGGAAAUGGUCCAUGAAGUUGUUCGAAAACGUCAGUAGAGAUAAAAAGAGGAAAUGCAGUUUGGAUCGGUUGAUGUACGUGCCUUACAUAAAAGAGUCGUUUGUCAAGUUUCCUGAUUUAACUGUGAUCCAGAGGAGCGAUAUGCUGGGACUGGCGAUUAACACUCUCAGAAGGAUCAUUAAACUAGACUUUACUACAGAAGAGAUCGAGUUGUUAAAGAAGAAAGGACAGAGUUCAAAAGACGAUAAAAGUGAAGUGAAUGAUACUGAAGAUAGUGAAGAUACUAAACAGAUAGAGUUGAAAUAA